CAUCCAACCCGGCGCUAAGUGCCCACCGAGACACUGGACCCCUUGCCGCUUGGGAUGCAGCCUGCCCGGGUGGGAUGCAGGAGCCCCGUUUCAGUGUGGGGCAUCCGGAGAGGAUGCUUUGACCCACUGGACCCACAACUGCUUGGAAUGCAACUUGCCCGGGUGGGAUGCAGGAGCCCUGUUUCAGUGUGGGGCAUCCAGAGAGGAUGCUUUGACCCACUGGACCCCUAACUGCUUGGAAUGCAACUUGCCCGGGUGGGAUGCAGGAGUCCUGUUUCAGUGUGGGGCAUCCGGAGAGGAUGCUUUGACCCUCCAAACGCCAGUCCCUUGGGAUGCAGCCUGCCUGGGUGGUUUACAGGAGCCCCUUUUCAGUGUGAGGCGUCUGGAAAGGAUGCUUUCUGCUACUCACAAGUGGUGGACCGGGGGGACCUGGUGGCAUUGGAUUUCCUUGGCACGCCUGAAGGUGACUUUUCAGAAGUAGGUUUUGUGCCACCAGGCUGGGAGGAGGAACCGUCCCGGUGCCCCGCUGAGAUGCGGGAGCUCCGGUCCCUGGGCGGGAGCUUCAGUUGCUGGUUGGGAGUGCGUCGGUCGGACCCCCUUCUGCUGGGGUCCUGGAAGGGGGAACACAGGGACACCCGCACAUCCAAAAGGGAAAGCCGGGGAGGUGCAAAUUGGUUUAAUGUGACUUUUUCCCAAAUUCCCACCGCCCUACUUUUUUCCCUCCCCGAUUCGCCUGGCGGGUGCGGAGCCCUGGGCGUCAGCAAAGCCGUUUCUGGGGACACCGGGGGCUCCUGGCUGCGCUCCCUGCUUUUUGGCGGGGGCUGCGCGGGGGACGUGGUGGUGACGGGGCGGCUGGGAGCCUUGCGGCAGCAGCAGGGAGAGAGGAUGCUGGAGCUGACGGCAGAAGUGUCUUAAUCCGGCGGCUUAGUGAGAAAGCGUUGGAAACCAAUUAAAAGGAAAAUUACAGCUCAGCGAGCGACUCCAUAGAAGGGUCUCUCCACGGGUGGCUGGGAAGUGCACAAAGGAGGGCAGCUCCCCGGCAGCACCGCUUCUACACCUGCUUGCCCACCACCAGCUGUCCUCAGAGCAGAAGUCGGAGGUCAGAGCCUGUUGUGGCCACCUGGCUGGUGAGGAGCUGUCCUUUUGGUGUGCCGGAUGAGCCGGAGAGGAGGCUUGCCACCAAAGCAUCCCUUGGCAGUGGUGGCAUCCCCGGCACGAGCCGGCAGCUUUCUCUCUGCAUCCCCUUGCCACCCUUCGGUGCCUCCCGUCCGGGCACGCAGCACCUGCCGGCGCCUACGGACAGCCGCGAUGUUUAAAAUAAAGCUAGAGCCUUUAAAACUGACGGCUUGGACUCUGAAUGUGUUCGUAAAGUUUAGGAAUAAGUACUCGGCUCCCGGUAGCGUCGCCGUCAUGGGGAAGGACUAUUACAAGAUUUUGGGCAUCCAGUCCAGUGCCAACGAGGAUGAAAUCAAGAAAGCCUAUCGGAAAAUGGCCCUGAAGUAUCACCCUGAUAAGAAUAAAGACCCCAAUGCCGAGGAGAAGUUCAAGGAGAUUGCAGAGGCUUACGAUGUCCUGAGCGACCCCAAGAAACGAGCCGUUUAUGACCAGUAUGGAGAGGAAGGUCUCAAAACUGGAGGUGGCUCUUCAAGUGGCUCAGGGAACACUUUCCACUACACCUUCCAUGGAGACCCCCACGCUACCUUUGCAUCCUUCUUUGGAGGCUCCAACCCUUUUGACAUCUUCUUCGCUAGCAGCCGCUCCCGGAUGUUCAAUGGCUUUGACCAAGAAGACAUGGAUAUCGAUGAUGAUGAUGACCCUUUCAGUGCCUUCGGCCGGUUUGGCUUCAACGGCAUCAACGGGGUUCACCGGCGGCACCAAGAGUCCCUGCACACACGGAGGAAGGUCCAAGACCCACCCGUCAUCCAUGAACUCAAGGUGUCCCUGGAAGAAAUCUACCAUGGCUCCACCAAGAGGAUGAAGAUCACACGCAGAAGGCUCAACGCUGAUGGCCGGACCAUGCGGACUGAGGACAAGAUCCUAAACAUUGUCAUCAAACGGGGUUGGAAGGAAGGUACCAAAAUCACAUUCCCCAAAGAAGGGGACGCCACCCCGGACAACAUCCCUGCUGACAUCGUCUUCGUUCUCAAGGACAAGCCUCACUCACACUUCAAGAGGGAUGGAACAAAUGUGAUCUACACGGCAAACAUCAGUCUUAAAGAGGCCUUGUGCGGCUGCACCGUGAACAUUCCCACCAUCGACGGGCGGGUGAUCCCACUGCCCUGCAAUGACAUCAUCAAGCCGGGUACAGUGAAGAGACUGCGUGGGGAGGGGCUGCCCUUCCCCAAGGCCCCCAGCCAGCGAGGAGACUUGAUCGUGGAGUUCAAAAUCCGCUUCCCUGACAGAAUAGCUCCCCAGACAAGACAGAUCCUCAAGCAGCACCUCCCGUGCUCCUAGAGGCCAGGGACUCUCCUCCAAGCAGCAAUACUCCAAACGCACGUGCCGGAGCACCCAGCCCAUACGGAGCAGAGGUGCCACAGCACUUUGAAAUGCAAAAAAAACACCAACCGUCACACCACUUUCCUUCCCCAAGAAACCCACCCAACCCACCCCACACCCAUCCCUCUACCCAUCCAUACCUCUUGGCCUGUUUUCUACUCCAGCAGCAGGGAGGCUCCUGCCCUUCACAGCUCUCCCAGCGGCCAAACGUUUUUUUUCCCCAGAGGUCCAGCUUUUCCACUUCUCACAAGCGAACAGCGUGGGCUCUUUGCCCAGGCAGGUGCAUCAUGUUGUGGGUUUUUUGUCACAAGCUUUUCAGGCCACUUUUCCCACCAGAGGCUGGACUUGUCGGGGUCCGGCACAGUGUAAAUAGGACUCCGCAGGAUCUGGCAUCCCUGCCGUUAGUUUUCCUCUUCCCCUCUUUGAUACUUGCUGCUGUUUGGGGUCUUGGCUGUACCGCGGUGCCAAUUGCUCCUGCCCGCGGUGGCCCUCCCUGUAGCCGGACUGUUUCUCAUCUGGGACCACGGUACCGAGUCUGACCGCGGUCCGCUCUCCUGUGCCAAGCCUAAUACCAAGUCUCGGCUGUGCCAAACAGCGGAGCACAUGGGGAUGGUCCCAUCCAGCUUCCUGCCCCUUCCUGGCGCUGCAUCUUCUGCCCGCAGAGCCCCAGCCAGCAGGAGGAGGGGGGAAAGCCCAGGGUGGAGCUUUCUUGUUCAGAUGUGUUGAGUUUGCAUUGCUGCUUUGAUUUAUUUUUUUUUUUAAAAACGUAUAUAUAGAGCUCGUUAGAUAAACUCUGUAAGGGAUUUUCUCUGCCCAUUUGGGGGUUCCUGGUGUAGUGCACCCUGACUUUUUUUUCUUGAGGGGGAUAGUUUAGCCACAUGGACAUCAAGCCUGUCAUGGGCACGUGUGUAGCACAAGUCUGGGUGCAAAAGCAGAGCCAAGCGUGAGCAGAGCCGUGGGUUUCACUAGCGUUUGAGUUCAACCUUAGGGUUUUUAAUAAGAAGAGAAAGGCACGUGUAUAUAUUUUUCUAUAGGGACGAUUCAUUCAGGAGGUGUUUCUGAGCGUCAGGGUGGAGCUGGGAGGCGCAUGAGGCAGUCUGCUUGGUGGCUUCGUUUCAAAAUGCUGUAUUUUUUUAAAACCUUUGGAUUUCCAUCAGGAGAAUUUUUAUAUUUCUUACCUUUCUUGGCCCACUCUGCCUCGUGCCAGUUUCUUUUUUCCUGGGAAAGGGCUCCUACAGAGCAGGAAGCGCGUUCGACCUGGCUUUGUACGGCUCCUCUUCCACCACAGCACCACCGAGAAAACCCCUGCCAAAAUAUUCCCCCUGCCCUGGGGAUCCGUUUUCUUUAAAGAGAAAGCACUGACUUGAAACAGGGGGGUCUUUUGGGGUGGGGGCCAAGCACGGGGCAUCUGUCGGGGCUGAGUGUACAGGUGUACAGUCUAUCUUAAGGGGCCAGGGGAGCUGUGAGGCACUGCUUAAUUAAUAGCCCAGUUUGGCUGGCAAGAGGAUGCCACUGGUUCCCUCCGCUGGUCCCUGUGGAGUUUGAUGUAGAGGAAAACCUGGUGGACACCAUGAGCGAGAAGACAGGCCAGCGCGCAGAUGCAAGCUGCUUUGUUGUUCUCGGUUUCAACGAGACCUGAAUGUUUCAUAGUGGGUUUUUUGUAAU
Molecule: messenger RNA, 4161 nt
Organism: Cuculus canorus (common cuckoo)
Lineage: Eukaryota; Metazoa; Chordata; Aves; Cuculiformes; Cuculidae
Gene: DNAJB5
Product: DnaJ heat shock protein family (Hsp40) member B5
Exons: 4
Coding region: 1156-2454 (432 amino acids)
Biological process (GO): negative regulation of transcription by RNA polymerase II
Cellular component (GO): cytosol
Molecular function (GO): protein-folding chaperone binding
Source: RefSeq, a predicted model, not a curated record